AUGCUGCUCAACUUGUCGGAGAGGUCGCCUGCUGGUACUCCUUGGCGAUCUCAUGCUAGCUCGGGGCGAUGCUACGAGGAGGAUUUACUGCCGUUGUUAGCUCCGACCCCUGUUUUGUCUGAUGAGGCAGCGACCCAGCCUACUGAGUUUGUUCCCCCUCGUAUGUCCAUCCACUGUCAGGGGACAUACGGUCCUAUUGAGGAGAUGAUCCCUUCGGAUCCUAAGGAUCAGUGUUUCUUCUUGCGCAAGGUGGUUAUGGCGAUGGCGAGGUGCAUAGACACCUUUCGGAGCCAGCUAGUGCGGAUGAGGAAUGUGGCUUCCUAUCGUCGCGAUGACACCGUUCGCGAGGUUGCUUUUCCUCUUUAUUUCUGCAUUUUUUGUAUUUCUAUUUUCCAACCUAUUCCUUCCCGUACUCGGACGAGACCUGAGGUUCGGAGAAAGCUGGCUAGGUCUAGCUCGAGGCGUCACCGCACUACUUCUGGUGGUCGGGGUGGUCGAUCUAAUGCUGCUCGGACCGAGGCGGUGGAGGGCUCGGUCUAUUCAUCUGAGAGUGCACAGGUUGGGCCGAUGGGCCAGGGAGAGGCGACAUCGGCUUCGUUUUAUUUACUGAAGGAACACUUUGUGAUUCCUCCUGGUGCGGAAUAUGACAACCAGGCUCUCAAGCGUGCCAAUAAAUGUUGGAGGCAAUACAAAUACUCUUUGAAACGGCAAUAUUAUAAGCCAGAACAGAAGACAUUGGAUCAGAUUUGCAAUAAUGUGCCACAUGGAAUUACUAGUAGUAAUUGGGUAAAGUUAGUGAAAUAUUGGGAUUCAGAUAAAGGGAAAGAUAUGUCAGAAUGCGGUAAAAAAGCACGAGCCUCCCAAGACCAGUUUCAUACAUCUGGCUCUAAAAGUUUUGCAAAGCGACAAGCUGAUUAUGAAGAUGAACAUGGAAAGAAAAUGAGCUUGUUAGAGCUGUGGAUUAAAACCCAUACGGGUAAAGACGAAAGCUUUCUUCCUAACACAGUCACCGAAUAUUUUGUGGAUGAUGUUAAAGCUAAGGUUGAAGAGCUGAGGAUGAUGCACCCUAAGAUGUCUGAACAAGAGCUCGAAGAUGAAGCAUUUCAGCAAACUAUGUAUGGCAACGAGAUUCCAGAUCGUCCUGUGGGUUACGGAUUAGAGGUUAAAAAGGGGGACAUUUUUGGAGUACGUGGUGUGUUAAGGAAGGAAGGGUAUGGAAAAGUUCAAAAGAGGAAUAUUGUGAUGGAUAGUGUUAAAGAAGAAGUGAAUGCUUUGCACAAAAAAAAUGAUACACUAUCCCAAGAAAAUGAAAAGAUGAAAGACCGGGUCGGCCACAACAGUCUUCUUCUUAAAGCGCUUGUUGGAAAUUUUCUCAGAUUGUAGGUGCAGUUCGUCAAGGGAAUGCAUCUCCGGAUCUUUUAAACAAAGCAUCUGAGUUCUUAGGGAAGGCUAAGCAUCAGAUUGGAAAAGGCAAUGUAGGUGCAACAACAGAAUAGACCGGGACACUUGAGCAUCAAAACAAGCGACUACAUCGUCUAUAACACCAUCAUCUAUCUAUUUUGGUUAUUAGUCUUAAUUAUAUUAGUGAUGUAUUUGUUAGGGAAAAGCUACGAUAAUAUGCGACUUUUUUGUAAAAAAAAAUUAACUGUGUUGAUAUUUUGGUUUAUAAAUUUGGUAAUUUAAUCAACUACGUACUCUUAUUAUUGUUGAUAAAU
This is a messenger RNA of Chenopodium quinoa (quinoa), 1715 nucleotides long. RefSeq lists its product as uncharacterized. NCBI's taxonomy places the organism in Eukaryota, Viridiplantae, Streptophyta, Magnoliopsida, Caryophyllales, Amaranthaceae. Bases 1 to 1383 code for a protein of 460 amino acids. The record is from RefSeq and is a predicted model, not a curated record. The transcript has 8 exons.